Molecule: messenger RNA, 3845 nt
Organism: Helianthus annuus (common sunflower)
Lineage: Eukaryota; Viridiplantae; Streptophyta; Magnoliopsida; Asterales; Asteraceae
Product: calcium-transporting ATPase 2, plasma membrane-type
Exons: 6
Coding region: 192-3206 (1004 amino acids)
Biological process (GO): calcium ion transmembrane transport
Cellular component (GO): membrane; intracellular membrane-bounded organelle
Molecular function (GO): P-type calcium transporter activity; calmodulin binding; ATP hydrolysis activity
Source: RefSeq, a predicted model, not a curated record
AUUUUCCUUCAUCUAGUUGUAGUCUGUAUUACGUGUAUAUAUACACAUCCAGUUCGUGUGUAUGAAGAAGAAGCAAUAAUAAUAUUAAAUAAUAAAAAGAAGAAACAGGUGAUCGUUUUCUGUUGUAUUCUGGUACUUGGUUUUGGUUAAGUGAAGUGAAGUGAAGUAGUAUCUGUAAGGGGACGUAAAGGAUGACUGACUAUUUUAAUGAGAAUUUCGGUGGAGUGAAGCCGAAGCAUUCGUCGGAUGAGGCGUUGAAGAGAUGGAGAGACGCUUGUGGUUUUGUGAAGAACCCGAAACGAAGGUUUCGCUUCACUGCUAAUAUUGAGAAGCGGAAUGAAGCGGCGGCUAUGCGCCGUACUAAUCAGAAGUUGAGGAUUGCGGUUUUGGUAUCAAAGGCUGCAUUUCAUCUUAUGAAUGGCGCAGAAUCCAGCAGCGAUGCUCUACCCGAGGAAUUCAAGGAAGCCGGUUUUGGCAUCAGUGCUGACGACGCAAGCUCCAUCGUCGAAAGCCAUAAUCCCGAAAAGCUAAAAAGCCAUGGCGGCGUAGACGGAGUCGCAAAACAACUUAAAACAUCUACCACCAAUGGCCUUGCUAUGGAUGCCAAAGACUUGACUCUCAGACAACAACUUUACGGAACCAACGAGUUCACUGAACGCGAACAACGAAGCUUUUGGGUGUUCGUGUUCGAAGCACUUCAAGACAUGACCCUUAUGGUCCUCGCUGUGUGCGCAUUUGUGUCUUUGAUCGUUGGCAUAGCAACCGAAGGAUGGCCUAUGGGAGCUCACGACGGUCUUGGCAUUGUCGCGAGUAUCUUGUUGGUAGUGUUUGUAACCGCAACAAGCGAUUAUCGCCAAUCGCUACAGUUUCGCGAUUUAGACAAAGAGAAAAAGAAAAUAUCCAUCCAAGUUACGAGAAACGGGUACCGACAAAAGUUAUCGAUAUACGAACUACUUCCCGGCGAUAUCGUUCAUCUUGGUAUCGGAGACCAGGUCCCCGCAGACGGGCUUUUUCUCUCCGGGUUUGCAGUCUCGAUAGACGAAUCGAGUUUGACCGGAGAAAGCGAGCCCGUCAAAGUCAACGCCGAGAACCCCUACUUGUUGUCGGGAACCAAGGUCCAAGACGGUUCGUGUAAGAUGUUAGUUGUAACGGUCGGCAUGAGAACCCAAUGGGGAAAACUUAUGGCGACUUUAACCGAAGGCGGAAACGACGAAACGCCUUUGCAGGUUAAGUUAAACGGAGUCGCGACGAUCAUUGGAAAGAUCGGGCUUCUAUUCGCUAUAGUGACUUUCGCGGUUUUGGUUCAAAAGUUAUUCGCUAGUAAGCUUGUCGAAGGAAGCCAAUGGAGCUGGUCCGGUGACGAUGCGUUGUUGUUGUUGGAAUAUUUCGCUAUCGCUGUCACGAUUGUCGUGGUUGCGGUCCCCGAAGGGCUGCCGUUGGCUGUAACCCUGAGCCUUGCGUUUGCGAUGAAGAAGAUGAUGAACGACAAAGCGCUUGUUAGAAAUCUAGCCGCGUGUGAGACCAUGGGGUCUGCGACGACUAUAUGCAGCGAUAAAACCGGGACGCUAACUACUAACCACAUGACGGUUGUCAAAUCGUGCAUUUGUAUGAAUGUCGACAGCGAAGAAAUCCCCGAAAGCGCUAAAAGGAUACUUGUACAGUCGAUAUUUACCAACACGGGUGGCGAAGUUGUGGUUAACAAGGACGGUAAACGCGAGAUACUCGGGUCACCAACGGAUACGGCGAUAUUGGAGUUUGGGUUGUCGCUUGGUGGCGAUUUUCAAACCGAACGCCAGUCGACGAAAGUUCUUAGAGUCGAGCCGUUUAACUCGACGAAGAAGCAGAUGGGAGUCGUGUUGGAGCUUCCGGAAGGUGGUGUACGAGCUCACUGUAAAGGCGCUUCGGAAAUAGUGUUGGCUGCUUGCGACAAAGCGAUUAACGAAAACGGUGAAGUCGUUGCUCUUGACGAGGAAUCCGUUAACCGUUUAAAGAGCACGAUCGAUUCGUUCGCUGGUGAAGCUCUUAGAACUCUAUGUCUUGCGUAUAUCGACUUGGAAAGCGGGUUUUCAGCCGAAACUCCUAUUCCGUCAAACGGGUAUACUUGUAUCGGAAUCGUGGGUAUUAAAGAUCCGGUCCGUCCAGGUGUCAAGGAGUCGGUGGCUCUAUGCAGAUCGGCUGGUAUAACGGUCCGUAUGGUUACGGGAGACAACAUAACCACUGCGAAAGCGAUAGCGAGAGAAUGCGGGAUACUUACAGAUGACGGGAUUGCGAUCGAGGGUCCAGAUUUCCGCGAGAAGAGUCUAAAAGAACUACUCGAAAUAAUUCCGAAAAUCCAGGUUAUGGCGCGAUCUUCACCUCUAGAUAAGCAUAUGUUGGUUAGACACUUGAGAACGACAUUCGGUGAGGUUGUGGCGGUUACUGGGGACGGAACGAACGAUGCACCAGCACUUCAUGAAGCCGACAUAGGCCUUGCGAUGGGCAUUGCGGGAACCGAGGUAGCGAAAGAGAGUGCGGAUGUUAUUAUUCUAGACGACAAUUUCUCGACUAUUGUCACUGUCGCGAAAUGGGGACGAUCCGUCUACGUUAACAUUCAAAAAUUCGUACAGUUUCAGCUUACCGUCAAUAUCGUUGCGUUGAUCGUGAACUUCACUUCAGCUUGUUUAACAGGGAGUGCGCCCCUCACGGCGGUUCAACUUUUGUGGGUGAAUAUGAUCAUGGAUACGUUGGGAGCACUGGCACUGGCAACCGAACCUCCAAACGACGAGUUAAUGAAGAGAACUCCCGUCGGAAGAAAGGGAAAUUUUAUAAGCAAUGUGAUGUGGCGGAACAUAUUCGGGCAGGCUGUGUACCAGUUUGUAGUCAUAUGGCUACUUCAAUCAAAAGGGAAAUCGUUUUUCGGCCUUGAUGGCGACGAUUCGGAUCUCAUACUCAACACGCUCAUUUUUAAUUCCUUCGUGUUCUGUCAGCUUUUUAACGAGGUGAACUCUCGGGAAAUGGAGAAAGUAGACGUGUUAGACGGGAUAUUGAAGAAUAAGGUUUUCGUAAGCGUUAUCGCCGCAACUGUCUUUUUCCAGGUUGUAAUAGUUGAGUAUUUGGGCACCUUUGCUAACACGUCACCGCUUACAGCCACACAGUGGCUGUUUAAUGUUUUUACGGGAUUUUUAAGCAUGCCGAUUGCUGUGUUCUUGAAGAGAAUCCCUGUUUAAGGGUAAAGUCCUACUUAAAAAGCCGUUGAACUUUUACUGUCACCCGAUCUGGUAAACUGAUCGGGUGACAGUAAAAUCUAACGGCUUUUUAAGUAGAACAUUGCCUCAAACAGAGAUUCUGUUUAAGAGCACGGCAAUUGACAUGCUUGAAAAUGGCUCUUUAAGCAUGCCAAUUGAUGUGCUCUUAAAGAGAAUCCCUGUUUAAGGGUAAAGUCCUACUUAAAAAGCCGUUGAACUUUUACUGUCACCCGAUCAGGUAAACUGAUCGGGUGACAGUAAAAUCUAACGGCUUUCUAAGUAGAACAUUACCUCAAACAGAGAUUCUGUUUAAGAGCAUGCCAAUUGAUGUGCUCUUGAAGAGAAUCUCUGUUUGAGGUAAAGUCCUUCUUAGAAAGCCGUUAGAUCUUGAAGAGAAUCUCCGUGAUCCGCAAUUUGGCAUUCCAUUCACCGGACAAGAAAACUUAUUCAAACUGAAAACUAAAAUCUGCGACAAAGCGUACCAGAAUCCAUUUUAGUUUUUACUAAAAUCUGUGACAAAGCGCAACAUGUCUUGAUUUGUACAUUAUUUUGAAUAUUAGUUGGUAAAACUCUGUAUUUAGUUCCAAUUAUAAUGUACAUUAUUUGCAAUUAUUUUGUUAA